Molecule: messenger RNA, 4335 nt
Organism: Nyctereutes procyonoides (raccoon dog)
Lineage: Eukaryota; Metazoa; Chordata; Mammalia; Carnivora; Canidae
Gene: GCC1
Product: GRIP and coiled-coil domain containing 1
Exons: 2
Coding region: 385-2712 (775 amino acids)
Cellular component (GO): Golgi apparatus
Source: RefSeq, a predicted model, not a curated record
CUCUGGCAACUGCAGUCAGGAAGUGGGGAUGGGAUUACGCUCCGUUUAAACUCUUGGCCGGCCGUGGGCUGAGGGCCGGCCGGGACUGCUGUGGCCUGGGCGAGCGCGGAGCGUGGGGCGGCUUCUGGGGCAGUACAGGCGACCUCCGGCCGUGUGCUCCUGGAGCCCGCGUCGCCCCGCCUCUAAGAUAGGACCCGCCCCCGCCCUCGGUGCCUGGGACCCCGCGGGCGCUUCUGCCCGGCUGCCCAGCGCUCUGCGUCCGGUCUCCGACAGCGGGGGGAGCGGGUGUGCGGCUUCGGGGACAGUUCUGUCCCUGUCGUUUACUGCCCCCGCCAAGGUCUCCGCGGGCCUCUUCUGACUGACGUCGAGCAACCGGUUCUGAACAUGGAGAAGUUUGGCAUGAAUUUCGGGGGCGGACCGAGCAAGAAGGACCUGCUGGAGACCAUUGAGACGCAGAAGAAGCAGCUCCUGCAGUACCAGGCACGUCUCAAGGAUGUGGUCCGCGCCUAUAAAAGUCUGCUGAAAGAGAAGGAGGCUCUAGAGGCCAGUAUUAAGGUGCUGUCGGUAUCCCACGAGGCGGAUGUGGGCCUCACAGGUGUCCAGCCUCCAGGCCUCUCUUUCCCUGACUCUGCAGAUGACCGAUGCUCCACUCACAGCGAAGAUAGCACUGGGACAGCCACGAGCUUGGAUACUGCGGCCAGUCUCACCAGCACCAAGGGUGAGUUUGGGGUAGAGGAUGACAGGCUGGCUCGUGGCCCACCACCUCCAAAGUCCGAAGAAGCCAGCGGAUCAGAGAGUGGCGUUAGCAGUAGCAGUGGAGAUGGAGCAUCUGGGGGUGGAGAAGUGGACAAACGGCUGCACCAGCUGAAGACUCAGUUGGCUACUUUGACCAGCUCUUUGGCUACAGUCACCCAGGAGAAGUCUCGCAUGGAAGCUUCUUACCUGGCUGACAAGAAGAAGAUGAAACAGGACUUAGAGGAUACCAGUAAAAAGGCAGAGGAGGAGAGGGGCCGUCUGGAGGGAGAAUUGAAGGGGCUGCAGGAGCAGAUAGCAGAAACCAAAGCCCGACUUAUCACCCAGCAGCAUGAUCGGGCCCAAGAGCAGAGUGACCAUGCCGUGAUGCUUCGUGAGCUCCAGAAACUGCUGCAGGAGGAGAGGACUCAGCGCCAGGACUUGGAGCUUCGGCUGGAAGAGACCCGAGAGGUCCUGGCGGGGCGGGCAUAUGCAGCCGGUCAGAUGGAAGGGUUUGAACUGCAGACCAAGCAGCUGACCCGUGAGGUGGAGGACUUGAAAGGUGAGCUACAAGCUCUUCGAGAAGAGAAGAAUCGGCCAGACCCUCGGCUGCAGGAGCUUCAGGAAGAGGCCGCUUGCCUUAAGAGCCAUUUCCAGGCUCAGUUGCAGCAGGAAAUGAGAAAGACAGCCCUUGCAGAAGAUCAACUGCGGCAGCAAUCUGAGGUAGAAGAGCAGAGAGUGGCGGCCCUGGAGAAUCAAAUAUCUGAGGUGUCUGAACUACUGGGCACCUAUGAGAAAGCCAAGCAGAAGGACCAGCUGGCCAUCCAGAAGCUAAAGGAGCGCAUUCUGCAGCUGGAUCUGGAGAACAAGACACUGGCUCUGGCAGCCUCCAGCCGGUCCCCUCUAGACAGCCAUGGAGAAGAGUCCAGUCUGGAUGUCAAUGUCCUAAAGGAUAAGAUGGAGAAGCUGAAGAGGUUGCUGCAGGUGGCAGCCAGGAAAAGCCAGGUGACCCUGGAUGUGGAGAAGCUCUGUGACCUGGAGAUCAUGCCCAGCUCAGAGGCUGCUGACGGGGAGAAGGCUUCCGUGCUCUACUACCAACAGGAGCUGAAGCAGCUAAAGGAGGAGUUUGAGAGGUACAAGAUGAGGGCCCAGGUGGUCCUCAAGAGCAAGAACACCAAAGACGGUAAUCUGGCCAAGGAGCUGGAGGAGGCCCAGGAACAGCUUGCAGAACUGAAGGAGAAGUAUAUCUCAUUGCGGCUGUCCUGUGAGGAGCUCGAGCGCCAGCACCAGCAGGAGGCUGAGGACUGGAAGCAGGAGCUGGCCCGGCUGCAGCAUCUCCACCGGCAGGAGCUAGAGCGGAGCCAGCUGGACUUCAGGGACCGCACGCUGAAACUCGAAGAAGAGCUGCACAAGCAGCGGGAUCGGGCCCUGGCUGUGCUGGCUGAGAAGGACUUGGAGCUGGAGCAGCUGCGCUCUGCAGCCUUGUCCUCUGGGCUGCCAGGUCGCAGAAGCCCUGUGGGGGGCGGGGGGCCCGGAGAGCUUGCCGAUGUGUCUGCCCCAGAUAGCCUGACGCAGGCACUGCAGCUGGCUGCAGCCAACGAGCCCACGUUCUUCCUGUAUGCGGAGCAGCUGGCCCGCAAGGAGGUGGAGAUCACAUCACUGAGGAAGCAGAAACACAGGCUGGAGGUGGAGGUGCAUCAGCUGCAGGAUCGGCUGCUGGAGGAGGGGGAGCGGCACCGUGAGCGGGUCGGAGCCCUACAGAGCCACAUUGAGAAGAAUAUCAGGGACCAGAGCAGGGAGGGAGCCAACCUGGAGUACCUCAAAAACAUCAUCUACCGCUUCCUGACCCUGCCCGACACCCUGGGCCGCCGGCAGACGCUCACAGCCAUCCUGACCAUCUUGCAUUUCAGUCCGGAGGAGAAACAAGUGAUCAUGCGGCUUCCAACCGGUGGUAGCUGGUGGCCUUCUGGCAAGAGAUGAUACCCUUUUCACUAACUCCCGACAUUACUGUGCCUACUGUGGGAAGGGACAGACUCUGUUUCUACUGCCUCUUCUAUUACAUUAUCAAUUUUUUUCUUCACUGUGUCGAACUGGGAGAGUCUUUAAUGUGGGGUGGGAUUUUCUGCCAAACGCCAUUAAGGCCACAUUGUCCUUGGGCCCUAGAGAUACUGGAAAUGUCCCCAAGAUUUCCUCGGGUAGUGUGCUUGUGAGGGGGAGAGGGUGGCGAGAUGAAGACUAGGAGGUGCCAAAGUUGGGGAAGUGGUGGGAAUCUUUUAAAAUAAGACUUUCUGAUUUAGUAUUAUGCUCCUAGCCCAGAACCAGGAGUAAACGUGACUCCAAAGGGAGUUCAGUUAUUUCUAAACCCCCACAAGGACCAGCUGUUUACUCUCCAUCUCAUCAUAGUCUGAGUCUGGUCCACUGCUGCCCCAAUUUUCUGGGGACAUAAAUCCAGGCUGGAGAGAGGGACCAAGAAGUUUGAAAUAGUGACAGAUUGUCUGCUGUUGUCCACAGAUUCUUCCAUUCUGGAACUGGGAAGCUUGGUCUAGUUGGGGCUAGGUUAUGGCCUGGUCGGUCUGGACAAAACACACCACUGUGUCCAUCCUGUAGAAGGCCCUGAGCACCAUGUCUGUCUUAGGCAUUUCCUGAGUAACCUGCUUUUCGCCCUGGAUAGGGUUAUCGGAGGCCUCUUGCAUUUGACCCUGCCUUCACCUAUCUGCCUCAGGUUGGCCUGAGACUGUGAGUGAAUGAUUUUGCUAGCUUUCCUCUGUGUUGAAUUUCCAUUAAGAAAAAAAUCCUGGCUUCUUAUAGAGAGGGGUCCGAUUGGGAAACUGAUCCUGUCUGGAUACAGAGAAUUACCUCAGAGAUUUACAGCCUCCUCACCAUCGCCCCCGACCCUCAGCUGUUUCUGCGGCUUUGUAGGGACAAGGAAGAGGAGGAAGAUUUGCUGAUUGCAGAAGAUUGCUGUGACCCUCCCAAGAGAGUGGUGGAAGUUUAGGAGGAGCUGCGGCGCUCGCUGACCUGUGAAUAGCAUUCUGGCUAAAUCUCCAGUCCCUGCAAGCCAGGGUAUUCAUGGGUUGCUGUCACCAGGGUGUUUUUCCAACUCCUUUAGGGGGUAAUAGAGUUUCAGUACACAGUCCUCAUCUUCCCCACAUGUGUUACUACAAAUUUUCCUCCUUUCUGUUUUUCUUUUCUUUUUUUUUUUUUUUUUUUUUAAUGUUUGGUCUUGUGAAAGUAGCUUUGAUCUGUGCAUAAAGAAAGGGGACCUCAGGCAAUCUGGAAAGAAGGGACUCAAGAAAGUUGGGUUGAGACAGUAUCAGUUCCUCUAUUCUCUCCUUUCCCUCAUCUGCUCUUGCUGGCAUAGAGAUCUUUGGACCCUAAAGACCAGUGCUUUACCACUGACUGGACUAACAUGUAUCUUUCUGUUAUUUCACCAUAGAAACCUGAUUUGUGUAGGUUUGGGAUAGCAGAAGACUUUGCUUACAUGUUCUAAUUGGGAGGCUGGGUGGGUACCUUGGACUGUCUACAAACAGCAGACUUAAUGAAGCAGAUGUGAUGUGUUCAAAUGAUAACAGAUCAUGGAAUCAUUAAAUCUGAACAACCUGA